Molecule: messenger RNA, 962 nt
Organism: Actinia tenebrosa (Australian red waratah sea anemone)
Lineage: Eukaryota; Metazoa; Cnidaria; Anthozoa; Actiniaria; Actiniidae
Source: RefSeq, a predicted model, not a curated record
UUCAACGCAUGGAAGCCAUUAUCAACAGAAUGGUYGAAGAAUUCACUCGAUUGUAAAGCAGUUUUAGGGAUUUUAAAAUUCUUUUAUAAACGGAAUGAGCUUUAAGCUCUCAAAGAGCACAUACACGAGAACAACUGAGAUCAAAGCACCAUGCCCACUGCAGGUGAAGCAAGAUUGGCCAAGAAAAACAUCAACGAACGAAGCACGAGAAAGCCCAUCAAGAAAGCUGGGGCUGGUUUGUCUACUGCAUCUACAGUUAAUAAAAGUGCUCAAGGCAAAACACAAAAUACUAGGAUUCUAAUAAAGAAGCAUGGAAAAGAAAAUAUUGAACCAAAAAAGCGGGCUACAAAAGCCAAACCUGCUCCUGACUUUUCCAAACUUCAUAAUAACUGGAACAGUAAAUUUCRAAAGGGAAAAGCUGUUGCUAAAAAAUCCAAUACUAAGGUCAGCCCUUUUGUCUUGACUGAAGUACAAACCCAGAACGCUCUAUCCAGUAAAAACAAUGAUUCAUCAGACAAGGAAAAUAUUGAAGAAGAACAAGAGGAAGAUGACUUUGGUUUUGAGAUUGAUAACAACGCUUUGCAGGGAAUUCUAAACAAUACAGGAAUACAGGUGCAAGAGGAAGUUCAUCCUCUGACACGGAACACCUAUGCUGGACCUGCACAGAAAGGUAUUAGUGCACCAAACACUAUUAGUGGUGUUUCUUCCAAGAGGACAUCCAUCUACUACACAGGAUCAAAGAAAACACCUACACCUCAACACCAACCCCUACAGACCAAAGGUCUGACCAGCAAUAGACCUGUGUUUGGUUUUCAAGCUAAACUAGGGAAAAAACAAGUUGCAUGGGCUAACCAAGGUACUAGUCCAAAAAUACAGCUGCAAUAAGAAACAAUUUGAUGUGAAAAUUGUCAUUCCCAUUCGGUUCUCAACAGCCACUUUUAAAAGGUUUAUGUGGAGAUAAA